GUUGCAAAACCGUUGAAACUCGUAGAAAGGACGUAGAUGGCAUCGAUGCUGCCGCGCGUGCCUCUCGACAAGGUGUCGCGGGAUGGCAGCACCAAGAUCUUUGUCGCGACGAAGGACCACGCGCCGAACCUGCCGCGCCUCGAGGGCCAGAAGGUACCCGUGAACGACCGCGCCAUGCACAAGCUCGGCGUCAGCGACGAGAUCGUCAAGAUGGAGAAGCUCAUGAAGAAACUCGGGAUUUGCGACCACGACCUCGAAGAGUUCAAGCAGCUGCAACGUCACUCGGGCAACCUUGUCGAGACAGGCACGUUGACGAAGGAGGAGAUCCUCAUGGGCUUCUCGGUCAAACAAAUGCACCGCGUGAAAGCACUCAAGCGCCUCGGCGUGUCCGAGCAAGAUGUUUGGGACGCGUAUGCCCACAAGAUUUCGCAGCUCGGCGCCCAACUGCACAUCAAGCCCGCCUCGCGCAAGGCGAUUUCUCGAACGUAAUAGACCUUGUAU
This is a messenger RNA of Saprolegnia parasitica CBS 223.65, 501 nucleotides long. RefSeq lists its product as hypothetical. Bases 37 to 489 code for a protein of 150 amino acids. The record is from RefSeq and is a predicted model, not a curated record. The transcript has 2 exons. Lineage: Eukaryota; Oomycota; Saprolegniomycetes; Saprolegniales; Saprolegniaceae.